Molecule: messenger RNA, 1484 nt
Organism: Vitis vinifera (wine grape)
Lineage: Eukaryota; Viridiplantae; Streptophyta; Magnoliopsida; Vitales; Vitaceae
Product: 1-aminocyclopropane-1-carboxylate oxidase homolog 1
Exons: 3
Coding region: 241-1338 (365 amino acids)
Source: RefSeq, a predicted model, not a curated record
ACUUUAUACGGUUUUGGUAUAACUUCCAAGGUACCCAUGUCAAUCAAUAAUUCUUAGGUUUGCUUAUCUCACCAUAGUGGAGGGACCAGCUGUAACUUCAGAUUCAUUGGUGGACUUCAUUCAUUUUUUUAUCAUCAACCCAAAACAGAGGUCUCACUUGUUCCAGCAGGUCUCAUGUCGAUACAGUUGCUUGUGUAAAUUAAUUUGGGGGAAAUCAAUCUGGUGACGCUGUAGAACAAGAUGGUAAUCACCAGCAUCAGUCAUGAAUUUCCGGAGGACUAUGAUCGAGCUAGUGAAUUAAAGGCUUUCGAUGAGUCUAAAACUGGUGUUAAAGGUCUAGCUGAUGCCGGGGUCUCCAAAGUUCCUCGGAUGUUCAUUCAACCACCAGAUAACUUGAGAACCUAUACUACCCAGUUCAAUUUUCCCGUCGUAGACCUACAAGGCAUGGACAAUGAUCCAAUUCGCCGGAACAAGAUCGUUGACAUGGUCAGGGAUGCAUCAGAGACGUGGGGUUUCUUCAACGUGGUGAACCAUGGGAUCCCUGUUAGCGUGUUGGAGGAGAUGAUGGAAGGAGUACGCCGGUUUCAUGAACAAGAUACUGAGGUGAAGAAGCAGUUUUACACACGUGAUGCGUCGAGGAAAAAGGUGAUGUACAAUAGCAAUUUUGAUCUGUACACAGCACCAGCAGCUAAUUGGAGGGACACCUUUUAUUGCCUUAUGGCUCCUCAUCCUCCCAACCCAGAAGAAUUGCCAGCAUCAUGCAGGGACAUACUGAUGGAGUAUAAGGAUCAAGUUAUGAGAUUAGGAUUUAAAUUGUUUGAGUUAAUAUCCGAGGCUCUGGGGCUUAAUCCAAACCACCUAAAAGACAUGGACUGCGCAGAGGGGCUGUCAAUUUUAUGUCACUACUAUCCGUCGUGCCCACAGCCAGAACUAACUAUGGGCACCACCAAACACGCUGACAAUGACUUCCUCACUGUACUACUACAAGACCAGAUUGGAGGCCUCCAAGUUCUUCAUCAAGGUCAGUGGAUUGAUGUCCCCCCAAGGCUUGGAGCGCUUGUAAUUAAUGUUGGAGAUCUUCUACAGCUUAUUACGAAUGACAGGUUUAAAAGUGUAAAACACAGGGUACCGGCAAACCAUAUAGGCCCCAGAGUCUCAGUGGCAUGCUUUUUUAGAACAUCUAUUCAGCCAUCCUCCAAACUUUAUGGGCCUAUCAAGGAAUUGUCAUCUGAAGAGAAUCCGCCAAAGUACAGGGAAACCACAGUGGGAGACUAUGUUGCCUAUUUCAAUUCAAAAGGGCUUGAUGGAACUUCUGCCCUACCACAUUUCAGGCUCUAGAUUGGAAUGGAUAGGAGAAAGGAUUAUCAUGAUGGAUGCUUUACCGUAUUUGCUAGUGUUAUGAUUGUGCCUCUUUCAGUUAAUGUUGAAUUUUGAAUUUUGCCUUAGUAUAUGCUGAAAUUUGAAUUUUGAAGUUAAAUAUUGCA